AUGAACUUGCCGUGGUUGCGGCCGACGCCGAAUUUGCUAUUCCGAAGAUCAAUAUCGACUACGCCAUGUAUGAACAAAAAUAGAGCCGGAAAAUUUAGGUCAACGACAAACCGGACCCAAUUGUUGACGUACGAGAUGGCUCAGCGACCCCAUCAUAUUGGCGUCAAGAAGGCCUGGCUAACGUGGCACAGUCAGAAUUUGGAAGAAUUUCGCAACCAGCAGCCGGUGAUGGUAACCCAAGACGAGAUUAUCAGAAGGUUCAUGCGCGGUUUCUUCCCAAAUAACGUCGUCAUUCAAGGCGAGGAGAUCGUGAUCAAGAGGCGUGGUAACGUGAUAUACGUCGCUGGCUUCUUGCAAUAUUCGCGACAUCUCGACACUCAACGGAUAUACUGGAUGUAUGGCUUCGCCGAAGAAUUCCUGUCAAUCCUGCUCAAGCAGCCCGUGAAGCUGGAGAUGCAAUUCGUCGAAUCGGAAAAAGAUCUCGCUUAUAAUUACAUU
Mesorhabditis spiculigera is the source of this 498-nucleotide messenger RNA. The record is from the annotation of a GenBank genome assembly. Lineage: Eukaryota; Metazoa; Nematoda; Chromadorea; Rhabditida; Rhabditidae.